AUGAUACUACUGCUAGCGGAUGCCAGCGGCGUCAUCUCAGUAAUUAAAAACAACCGCCCGCGCACAGCGGUGCGCAAUAUCCGGCGUCAACUUGCCUUCAUCAAAAGCAAGCUCCCCGGCGUGCGGAUUCUUUUGCAGUGGGUGCCAAGCCACUCCGAUGUGUCGCUAAGUCGGGAGGUGGAUCUGGCGCAAUCGCUUUCCAAGAACCUCGUGGGGGCCCUGCCCGCAAUUUCCCUGGACAGGUGGUUUUCCGCGACGGUGCCGGUGCAUGUGGUGGCGAACGAGCUCCGCCACCUGAUGCGCGAAGCCCUCCGUGAAGACCUCAAAGAGCGUGCGGAAUCGCACCCGUCAUCCUCCAUGCGCUCCACCCUAAUUGCGGAGUGGGGGUGUGCCCGUGACCUCCUAAAAUCUCUCGAUGCCGCCCGGGCACGCACGGCGUUCAGUCUACUGCCAGGGGACGGCAGCGACCUAAUAGCCGGAUUGGGUUGCUGGUGGCACAUGGGUCGCUUGUAUUGCGGAAAGUGUAGGUGUAAAAUAGACGCGCUAAAAACGAGCAACAAGCGGAAGCGCAAGGGGGACGAGGACGAGUUCGAGACGCUAGAAGAAAGCGAGGCCGACGUGGGGUGGACGGCCAUAGUGCAUCACCUCGUGAGUUUCCGCUGCGCCGCCAUGGUGAAGCUCCUAA
Molecule: messenger RNA, 685 nt
Organism: Amoebophrya sp. A120
Lineage: Eukaryota; Dinophyceae; Syndiniales; Amoebophryaceae
Source: the annotation of a GenBank genome assembly